Messenger RNA from Mycena citricolor, 422 nucleotides. The record is from the annotation of a GenBank genome assembly. NCBI's taxonomy places the organism in Eukaryota, Fungi, Basidiomycota, Agaricomycetes, Agaricales, Mycenaceae.
AUACCAGGCGGAAUCAGUUUGAAGAAGUCCAACCGGAAUUUUCCUCGUUCAAGGUCGGUCCAGGCGAAGCCAUCCUGAUGGAUCGACAUUAAAUGGUGCAUCAAGCGACGCUCCUCUGGCCAUAGAAAUCCCUCGGGAUGAAGGGAGUCGAUGAUGUCGCGUCGUUCAGUGGUGUAACGACCAAUGGGAAGGAACGGGGGAGGGAUCGGGGUGAGAGUUGGAAGGGUGUCCAGUGGGUCUCCGUGAAUCUCCCUGACAAUUCGAAACUGCUCCGGGAGACUCCCUAGGACCGGCCGGAUUUUGCGUGCUACUGGUUUGUAAUUUUUCUUGAAGACGUCGACUUGCCGCGCGGAAUACGGGUUAGAAAGUGAUGUAGAUUGUUUGUAGAUUGGAAUAGAGGCUGCAGGAUUGAUAGGGGGGAU